UUACAGGUGUUUGCUGCUGCAUUCUGAAGAUUUUCAAUAGAUCAACAUGACGUAACACAAUGAACAUUUAACAACCACCAUGGAGUCCAAAGAAUGGCCCGAUUUCCUGAACAGCACGAAGAAUUUCAAAUCCGGUGCAUUCGAAGAGCCCUACGGGAUUAAUGACGUCAUAGAUGUGUCUCCGAAGAUCAACUAUAGUUUCUACGACAAUACUACUGCGCCCGAUUACACGAACUUCACUACGGACAACUUUUGCGCGUCUAACUUCAGCCAUGUCUAUUUGAAUGUGACUUGCGAGUUCCCUAUUGAUUAUGCUGAGCCUAUGUAUGGAUACAUCGCACCAUUCCUGCUAGCAACCACAACCGUAGCCAACACACUAAUCGUGGUCGUCCUCUCCCGCCGGCACAUGCGAACGCCUACCAACGUGGUUCUCAUGGCUAUGGCUCUCUGCGACAUGUUUACUAUGCUUUUCCCGGCUCCUUGGCUAUUCUAUAUGUAUACUUUUGGGAACCAUUAUAAGCCACUGAGUCCGGUCACAGCGUGUCAAGCGUGGAACUAUAUGAAUGAGGUCAUCCCAGCUAUGUUUCACACGGCGAGCAUCUGGCUAACACUGGCUUUAGCGGUACAACGAUACAUCUACGUAUGCCACGCACCUGUAGCGAGGACCUGGUGUACAAUGCCGCGCGUAACCAAAUGCCUGAUCUACAUCGGCAUAGCGGCAUUCCUGCAUCAGCUGCCUCGCUUCUUCGACCGCCAGUUUAUCCCACACCACACAGUGUGGCGAGGGCAUUAUGAAGAUGUGUGUCGGAUACAAAUAGCUCCAUGGGUGCACUCUCUAUCCCUGGACGCGUAUUUCAUCUCCUACUUCGGUUUCCGAGUCCUCUUCGUCCACCUUAUCCCCUGCACAUCCCUCGUGGUCCUCAACAUCCUGCUCUUCAGGGCCAUGCGCACCGCUCAGCUCAACCGGCAGAAGCUCUUCAAAGAAAACAGAAAAUCCGAAUGCAAGAGACUCAGGGAUUCCAACUGCACCACCCUUAUGCUCAUCGUUGUCGUCACCGUCUUCCUAUUAGUAGAAAUCCCCGUCGCCGUCGUUACCAUCUUACACAUCAUCUCCAGCAGCUUAGUCGAGAUCUUAGACUACCAUAUUGCUAAUAUCCUCAUCCUCAUCACCAAUUUCUUCAUCAUCGUCUCCUAUCCCAUCAACUUUGCUAUCUACUGCGGCAUGUCUAGGCAAUUUAGGGAAACUUUCAAAGAGUUGUUCAUUAGGGGAGCUGUUACUAGUAGGAAAAAUGGCGGUUCUAGUAGAUACUCCCUAGUUAAUGGACCUAGAACUUGCACUAAUGAAACUGUACUGUAAAAAAUUAAGAGUAUUUUGUAUAUAAACUGUGCUAUUUUCAUUGAUAGAUUGUAGUUUUUGUUUGUCUAUUUUAUAUAGUUAUUAUAGACAUAUCAAAAUGUAAGAAAUGAUAAAGUGUAGAUUUUUUGGCGAUUUGUUUCAGCGGCCUUUGUGUUAAAAAAUAUAAAUAUUUAUAAAUAGUUGUAGCGUAAAAUUGAAUGUUGUAAUUUUGUACAUUUUCGGCUACUUUUUUGAGACUUUGGCUGUUACCUGAUUAUGAACUAUUUAGUAAAUACAUAUAAAUCAUUGUUUUUUUUUUUUGUUAAUCAGCUACUGUCAAAGUCCGCGAAUGGAGAGCCCCCAUUCAGAAAAAGUAUCAGAAAUUAUGUUUAUUGUAAAAUAUUGAUGUUGAUAAAAGUUUUUUUUUCUGUAAAUAUUUAACUAUAUUUAAAUUUAUAUAAACGUUUCGUGUACACCGAAAUGUGUUACGUUGUAUAAAGUAUUUGUAGAUGUUUUAUGCAACUAUGUAUUAUGUUACACACAAAAGCUUUGUGUUACACACGAAAUAUAUGUGAUUUCUGUGCUUCUUUGACCGUGCGUUGUCUAAAUUGGAUGAAUUUUGUAUUAAGUACCAUUGCAAAAAAUCAUUUAAGUUCACUGUAACUGAAUAAAGAAUUGUAAUUA
Molecule: messenger RNA, 2020 nt
Organism: Leguminivora glycinivorella
Lineage: Eukaryota; Metazoa; Arthropoda; Insecta; Lepidoptera; Tortricidae
Gene: SPR
Product: sex peptide receptor
Exons: 6
Coding region: 80-1357 (425 amino acids)
Biological process (GO): G protein-coupled receptor signaling pathway
Cellular component (GO): membrane
Molecular function (GO): G protein-coupled peptide receptor activity
Source: RefSeq, a predicted model, not a curated record